Molecule: messenger RNA, 8139 nt
Organism: Closterium sp. Yama58-4
Lineage: Eukaryota; Viridiplantae; Streptophyta; Zygnematophyceae; Desmidiales; Closteriaceae
Source: the annotation of a GenBank genome assembly
AUGGGACAGGAGAUGGGACAGGAGAUGGGACAGGAGAUGGGACAUGGGAGAUGGGACAGGCCAGGUGAUGGGACAGGUGAUGGGCCAGGUGAUGGGCCAGGUGAUGGGACAGGUGAUGGGACAGGUGAUGGGCCAGGUGAUGGGCCAGGUGAUGGGACAGGUGAUGGGACAGGUGAUGGGACAGGUGAUGGGACAGGUGAUGGGCCAGGUGAUGGGCCAGGUGAUGGGCCAGGUGAUGGGCCAGGUGAUGGGCCAGGUGAUGGGCCAGGUGAUGGGCCAGGUGAUGGGCCAGGUGAUGGGCCAGGUGAUGGGCCAGGUGAUGGGCCAGGUGAUGGGCCAGGUGAUGGGCCAGGUGAUGGGCCAGGUGAUGGGCCAGGUGAUGGGCCAGGUGAUGGGCCAGGUGAUGGGCCAGGUGAUGGGACAGGUGAUGGGACAGGUGAUGGGACAGGUGAUGGGACAGGUGAUGGGACAGGUGAUGGGACAGGUGAUGGGCCAGGUGAUGGGCCAGGUGAUGGGCCAGGUGAUGGGCCAGGUGAUGGGCCAGGUGAUGGGCCAGGUGAUGGGCCAGGUGAUGGGCCAGGUGAUGGGCCAGGUGAUGGGCCAGGUGAUGGGCCAGGUGAUGGGCCAGGUGAUGGGCCAGGUGAUGGGACAGGUGAUGGGACAGGUGAUGGGACAGGUGAUGGGCCAGGUGAUGGGCCAGGUGAUGGGCCAGGUGAUGGGACAGGUGAUGGGACAGGUGAUGGGACAGGUGAUGGGACAGGUGAUGGGACAGGUGAUGGGACAGGUGAUGGGCCAGGUGAUGGGCCAGGUGAUGGGCCAGGUGAUGGGCCAGGUGAUGGGCCAGGUGAUGGGCCAGGUGAUGGGCCAGGUGAUGGGCCAGGUGAUGGGCCAGGUGAUGGGCCAGGUGAUGGGCCAGGUGAUGGGCCAGGUGAUGGGCCAGGUGAUGGGCCAGGUGAUGGGCCAGGUGAUGGGCCAGGUGAUGGGCCAGGUGAUGGGCCAGGUGAUGGGCCAGGUGAUGGGACAGGUGAUGGGACAGGUGAUGGGACAGGUGAUGGGCCAGGUGAUGGGCCAGGUGAUGGGCCAGGUGAUGGGCCAGGUGAUGGGCCAGGUGAUGGGCCAGGUGAUGGGCCAGGUGAUGGGACAGGUGAUGGGACAGGUGAUGGGACAGGUGAUGGGCCAGGUGAUGGGCCAGGUGAUGGGCCAGGUGAUGGGCCAGGUGAUGGGCCAGGUGAUGGGCCAGGUGAUGGGCCAGGUGAUGGGCCAGGUGAUGGGCCAGGUGAUGGGCCAGGUGAUGGGCCAGGUGAUGGGCCAGGUGAUGGGCCAGGUGAUGGGACAGGUGAUGGGACAGGUGAUGGGACAGGUGAUGGGACAGGUGAUGGGACAGGUGAUGGGACAGGUGAUGGGCCAGGUGAUGGGCCAGGUGAUGGGCCAGGUGAUGGGCCAGGUGAUGGGCCAGGUGAUGGGCCAGGUGAUGGGCCAGGUGAUGGGCCAGGUGAUGGGCCAGGUGAUGGGCCAGGUGAUGGGCCAGGUGAUGGGCCAGGUGAUGGGCCAGGUGAUGGGCCAGGUGAUGGGCCAGGUGAUGGGACAGGUGAUGGGACAGGUGAUGGGACAGGUGAUGGGACAGGUGAUGGGACAGGUGAUGGGACAGGUGAUGGGACAGGUGAUGGGACAGGUGAUGGGCCAGGUGAUGGGCCAGGUGAUGGGCCAGGUGAUGGGCCAGGUGAUGGGCCAGGUGAUGGGCCAGGUGAUGGGCCAGGUGAUGGGCCAGGUGAUGGGCCAGGUGAUGGGCCAGGUGAUGGGCCAGGUGAUGGGCCAGGUGAUGGGCCAGGUGAUGGGCCAGGUGAUGGGACAGGUGAUGGGACAGGUGAUGGGACAGGUGAUGGGACAGGUGAUGGGACAGGUGAUGGGCCAGGUGAUGGGCCAGGUGAUGGGCCAGGUGAUGGGCCAGGUGAUGGGCCAGGUGAUGGGCCAGGUGAUGGGCCAGGUGAUGGGCCAGGUGAUGGGCCAGGUGAUGGGCCAGGUGAUGGGCCAGGUGAUGGGCCAGGUGAUGGGCCAGGUGAUGGGACAGGUGAUGGGACAGGUGAUGGGACAGGUGAUGGGACAGGUGAUGGGACAGGUGAUGGGACAGGUGAUGGGCCAGGUGAUGGGCCAGGUGAUGGGCCAGGUGAUGGGCCAGGUGAUGGGCCAGGUGAUGGGCCAGGUGAUGGGCCAGGUGAUGGGCCAGGUGAUGGGCCAGGUGAUGGGCCAGGUGAUGGGCCAGGUGAUGGGCCAGGUGAUGGGCCAGGUGAUGGGACAGGUGAUGGGACAGGUGAUGGGACAGGUGAUGGGACAGGUGAUGGGACAGGUGAUGGGACAGGUGAUGGGACAGGUGAUGGGACAGGUGAUGGGACAGGUGAUGGGACAGGUGAUGGGACAGGUGAUGGGACAGGUGAUGGGACAGGUGAUGGGCCAGGUGAUGGGCCAGGUGAUGGGCCAGGUGAUGGGACAGGUGAUGGGACAGGUGAUGGGACAGGUGAUGGGACAGGUGAUGGGCCAGGUGAUGGGCCAGGUGAUGGGACAGGUGAUGGGACAGGUGAUGGGACAGGUGAUGGAACAGGUGAUGGGACAGGUGAUGGGACAGGUGAUGGGCCAGGUGAUGGGCCAGGUGAUGGGCCAGGUGAUGGGACAGGUGAUGGGACAGGUGAUGGGACAGGUGAUGGGACAGGUGAUGGGCCAGGUGAUGGGCCAGGUGAUGGGACAGGUGAUGGGACAGGUGAUGGGACAGGUGAUGGGACAGGUGAUGGGACAGGUGAUGGGACAGGUGAUGGGCCAGGUGAUGGGCCAGGUGAUGGGCCAGGUGAUGGGCCAGGUGAUGGGCCAGGUGAUGGGCCAGGUGAUGGGCCAGGUGAUGGGCCAGGUGAUGGGCCAGGUGAUGGGCCAGGUGAUGGGCCAGGUGAUGGGCCAGGUGAUGGGCCAGGUGAUGGGCCAGGUGAUGGGACAGGUGAUGGGACAGGUGAUGGGACAGGUGAUGGGACAGGUGAUGGGACAGGUGAUGGGACAGGUGAUGGGACAGGUGAUGGGACAGGUGAUGGGACAGGUGAUGGGCCAGGUGAUGGGCCAGGUGAUGGGCCAGGUGAUGGGCCAGGUGAUGGGCCAGGUGAUGGGCCAGGUGAUGGGCCAGGUGAUGGGCCAGGUGAUGGGACAGGUGAUGGGACAGGUGAUGGGCCAGGUGAUGGGCCAGGUGAUGGGCCAGGUGAUGGGCCAGGUGAUGGGCCAGGUGAUGGGCCAGGUGAUGGGCCAGGUGAUGGGCCAGGUGAUGGGCCAGGUGAUGGGCCAGGUGAUGGGACAGGUGAUGGGACAGGUGAUGGGACAGGUGAUGGGACAGGUGAUGGGACAGGUGAUGGGACAGGUGAUGGGACAGGUGAUGGGCCAGGUGAUGGGCCAGGUGAUGGGCCAGGUGAUGGGCCAGGUGAUGGGCCAGGUGAUGGGCCAGGUGAUGGGCCAGGUGAUGGGCCAGGUGAUGGGCCAGGUGAUGGGCCAGGUGAUGGGCCAGGUGAUGGGCCAGGUGAUGGGCCAGGUGAUGGGCCAGGUGAUGGGACAGGUGAUGGGACAGGUGAUGGGCCAGGUGAUGGGCCAGGUGAUGGGCCAGGUGAUGGGCCAGGUGAUGGGCCAGGUGAUGGGCCAGGUGAUGGGCCAGGUGAUGGGCCAGGUGAUGGGCCAGGUGAUGGGCCAGGUGAUGGGCCAGGUGAUGGGCCAGGUGAUGGGCCAGGUGAUGGGCCAGGUGAUGGGACAGGUGAUGGGACAGGUGAUGGGACAGGUGAUGGGACAGGUGAUGGGACAGGUGAUGGGCCAGGUGAUGGGCCAGGUGAUGGGCCAGGUGAUGGGCCAGGUGAUGGGCCAGGUGAUGGGCCAGGUGAUGGGCCAGGUGAUGGGCCAGGUGAUGGGCCAGGUGAUGGGCCAGGUGAUGGGCCAGGUGAUGGGACAGGUGAUGGGACAGGUGAUGGGACAGGUGAUGGGACAGGUGAUGGGACAGGUGAUGGGACAGGUGAUGGGACAGGUGAUGGGACAGGUGAUGGGACAGGUGAUGGGACAGGUGAUGGGACAGGUGAUGGGACAGGUGAUGGGACAGGUGAUGGGACAGGUGAUGGGACAGGUGAUGGGACAGGUGAUGGGACAGGUGAUGGGACAGGUGAUGGGACAGGUGAUGGGACAGGUGAUGGGACAGGUGAUGGGACAGGUGAUGGGACAGGUGAUGGGACAGGUGAUGGGACAGGUGAUGGGACAGGUGAUGGGACAGGUGAUGGGCCAGGUGAUGGGCCAGGUGAUGGGACAGGUGAUGGGACAGGUGAUGGGACAGGUGAUGGGACAGGUGAUGGGACAGGUGAUGGGACAGGUGAUGGGACAGGUGAUGGGCCAGGUGAUGGGCCAGGUGAUGGGACAGGUGAUGGGACAGGUGAUGGGACAGGUGAUGGGACAGGUGAUGGGACAGGUGAUGGGACAGGUGAUGGGCCAGGUGAUGGGCCAGGUGAUGGGACAGGUGAUGGGACAGGUGAUGGGACAGGUGAUGGGACAGGUGAUGGGACAGGUGAUGGGACAGGUGAUGGGACAGGUGAUGGGACAGGUGAUGGGACAGGUGAUGGGACAGGUGAUGGGCCAGGUGAUGGGCCAGGUGAUGGGCCAGGUGAUGGGCCAGGUGAUGGGACAGGUGAUGGGACAGGUGAUGGGCCAGGUGAUGGGACAGGUGAUGGGACAGGUGAUGGGCCAGGUGAUGGGACAGGUGAUGGGCCAGGUGAUGGGCCAGGUGAUGGGCCAGGUGAUGGGCCAGGUGAUGGGCCAGGUGAUGGGCCAGGUGAUGGGCCAGGUGAUGGGCCAGGUGAUGGGCCAGGUGAUGGGCCAGGUGAUGGGCCAGGUGAUGGGACAGGUGAUGGGACAGGUGAUGGGACAGGUGAUGGGACAGGUGAUGGGCCAGGUGAUGGGCCAGGUGAUGGGCCAGGUGAUGGGCCAGGUGAUGGGCCAGGUGAUGGGACAGGUGAUGGCACAGGUGAUGGCACAGGUGAUGGCACAGGUGAUGGGACAGGUGAUGGGACAGGUGAUGGGACAGGUGAUGGGACAGGUGAUGGGCCAGGUGAUGGGCCAGGUGAUGGGCCAGGUGAUGGGCCAGGUGAUGGGCCAGGUGAUGGGCCAGGUGAUGGGCCAGGUGAUGGGCCAGGUGAUGGGCCAGGUGAUGGGCCAGGUGAUGGGACAGGUGAUGGGACAGGUGAUGGGACAGGUGAUGGGACAGGUGAUGGCCCAGGUGAUGGCCCAGGUGAUGGGCCAGGUGAUGGGCCAGGUGAUGGGACAGGUGAUGGGACAGGUGAUGGGACAGGUGAUGGGACAGGUGAUGGGACAGGUGAUGGGCCAGGUGAUGGGCCAGGUGAUGGGCCAGGUGAUGGGACAGGUGAUGGGACAGGUGAUGGGCCAGGUGAUGGGCCAGGUGAUGGGACAGGUGAUGGGACAGGUGAUGGGACAGGUGAUGGGCCAGGUGAUGGGCAAGGUGAUGGGCAAGGUGAUGGGCCAGGUGAUGGGCCAGGUGAUGGGACAGGUGAUGGGACAGGUGAUGGGCCAGGUGAUGGGACAGGUGAUGGGACAGGUGAUGGGACAGGAGAUGGGGAAGGAGAUGGGGAAGGAGAUGGGGAAGGAGAUGGGGAAGGAGAUGGGGAAGGAGAUGGGGAAGGAGAUGGGGAAGGAGAUGGGGAAGGAGAUGGGGAAGGAGAUGGGGAAGGAGAUGGGGAAGGAGAUGGGGAAGGAGAUGGGGAAGGAGAUGGGGAAGGAGAUGGGGAAGGAGAUGGGGAAGGAGAUGGGGAAGGAGAUGGGGAAGGAGAUGGGGAAGGAGAUGGGGAAGGAGAUGGGGAAGGAGAUGGGGAAGGAGAUGGGGAAGGAGAUGGGGAAGGAGAUGGGAAGGAGAUGGGGAAGGAGAUGGGGAAGGAGAUGGGGAAGGAGAUGGGGAAGGAGAUGGGGAAGGAGAUGGGGAAGGAGAUGGGGAAGGAGAUGGGGAAGGAGAUGGGACAGGAGAUGGGACAGGUGAUGGGACAGGAGAUGGGACAGGUGAUGGGACAGGAGAUGGGACAGGUGAUGGGACAGGAGAUGGGACAGGUGAUGGGACAGGAGAUGGGGAAGGAGAUGGGGAAGGAGAUGGGACAGGAGAUGGGACAGGAGAUGGGACAGGAGAUGGGACAGGAGAUGGGACAGGUGAUGGGACAGGUGAUGGGACAGGUGAUGGGACAGGUGAUGGGACAGGUGAUGGGCCAGGUGAUGGGCCAGGUGAUGGGCCAGGUGAUGGGCCAGGUGAUGGGCCAGGUGAUGGGACAGGUGAUGGGCCAGGUGAUGGGACAGGUGAUGGGACAGGUGAUGGGACAGGUGAUGGGACAGGUGAUGGGACAGGUGAUGGGACAGGUGAUGGGACAGGAGAUGGGACAGGUGAUGGGACAGGAGAUGGGACAGGUGAUGGGACAGGAGAUGGGACAGGUGAUGGGACAGGAGAUGGGACAGGUGAUGGGACAGGAGAUGGGGAAGGAGAUGGGGAAGGAGAUGGGACAGGAGAUGGGACAGGAGAUGGGACAGGAGAUGGGACAGGAGAUGGGACAGGUGAUGGGACAGGAGAUGGGACAGGUGAUGGGACAGGAGAUGGGACAGGUGAUGGGACAGGAGAUGGGGAAGGAGAUGAGACAGGAGAUGGGACAGGAGAUGGGACAGGAGAUGGGACAGGAGAUGGGACAGGUGAUGGGACAGGAGAUGGGACAGGAGAUGGGACAGGAGAUGGGACAGGAGAUGGGACAGGAGAUGGGACAGGAGAUGGGACAGGAGAUGGGACAGGAGAUGGGACAGGAGAUGGGGAAGGAGAUGGGGAAGGAGAUGGGGCAGGAGAUGGGGAAAGAGAUGGGGAAGGAGAUGGGGAAGGAGAUGGGGAAGGAGAUGGGGAAGGAGAUGGGGAAGGAGAUGGGGAAGGAGAUGGGGAAGGAGAUGGGACAGGAGAUGGGGAAGGAGAUGGGGAAGGAGAUGGGGAAGGAGAUGGGGAAGGAGAUGGGGAAGGAGAUGGGGAAGGAGAUGGGACAGGAGAUGGGGAAGGAGAUGGGGCAGGAGAUGGGGCAGGAGAUGGGGAAGGAGAUGGGGAAGGAGAUGGGGAAGGAGAUGGGGAAGGAGAUGGGGAAGGGAUGGGAAGGAGAUGGGGAAGGAGAUGGGGAAGGAGAUGGGGAAGGAGAUGGGGAAGGAGAUGGGGAAGGAGAUGGGGAAGGAGAUGGGGAAGGAGAUGGGGAAGGAGAUGGGGAAGGAGAUGGGGAAGGAGAUGGGGAAGGAGAUGGGGAAGGAGAUGGGCAGGAGAUGGGGAAGGAGAUGGGGAAGGAGAUGGGGCAGGAGAUGCGGCAGGAGAUGGGAGAUGGGGAAGGAGAUGGGGAAGGAGAUGGGGAAGGAGAUGGGGAAGGAGAUGGGGAAGGAGAUGGGGAAGGAGAUGGGGAAGGAGAUGGGGAAGGAGAUGGGGAAGGGAUGGGGAAGGAGAUGGGGAAGGAGAUGGGGAAGGAGAUGGGGAAGGAGAUGGGGAAGGAGAUGGGGAAGGAGAUGGGGAAGGAGAUGGGGAAGGAGAUGGGGAAGGAGAUGGGGAAGGAGAUGGGGAAGGAGAUGGGGAAGGAGAUGGGGAAGGAGAUGGGGAAGGAGAUGGGGAAGGAGAUGGGGAAGGAGAUGGGGAAGGAGAUGGGGAAGGAGAUGGGGAAGGAGAUGGGGAAGGAGAUGGGGAAGGAGAUGGGGAAGGAGAUGGGGAAGGAGAUGGGGAAGGAGAUGGGGAAGGAGAUGGGGAAGGAGAUGGGGAAGGAGAUGGGGAAGGAGAUGGGGAAGGAGAUGGGGAAGGAGAUGGGGAAGGAGAUGGGGAAGGAGAUGGGGAAGGAGAUGGGGAAGGAGAUGGGACAGGAGAUGGGGAAGGAGAUGGGGAAGGAGAUGGGGAAGGAGAUGGGGAAGGAGAUGGGGAAGGAGAUGGGGAAGGAGAUGGGGAAGGAGAUGGGGAAGGGGAAGAAGGGAAUGAAUGCCCCCACAUCCCAACCUCCACAGCUCACAACCCCUACCCCCUCACAUCCCUAUCUCCUCGCAGCCCCUACCCUUGGCGCUUCAACUCCGUUGCUGCAUCGUCACCCCUAA